AUGAAGGGUGAUAAGAAAGUAGACCUCCAGGCUCUUAAAGAUAUUGCUAAUAAGUUGAGAAUCGACAGUAUCGUAGCCACAAAUGCAUCAAAAUCCGGUCACCCGACAUCAUGUGCAUCAAUGGCCGAGAUCAUGUCAGUGUUGUUCUUCCACACCAUGAAGUACAAGAUUUCAGCACCGAGAGACCCUUCAGCUGACAGAUUUAUACUAUCCAAGGGUCAUGCAGCCCCCAUCCUAUACGCGGCUUGGGCUGAAGCUGGUCUCUUCCCAGUUGAAGACCUUAAGAACCUACGGAAAUUGGACUCUGACCUUGAAGGUCACCCAACACCUCGUCUCAACUUUGUAGAUGUAGGUACUGGUUCCCUCGGCCAAGGUCUUGCUGUAGCUGCUGGCAUGGCCUAUGUUGGAAAGUACUUUGACCAGGCUCCUUACAGGGUGUUCUGUCUUGUUGGAGAUGGUGAGGCUGCUGAAGGCAGUGUAUGGGAGGCUUUGCACUUCGCUGGCCACUACAAACUAGACAACCUUGUGGUCAUCUUUGAUGUCAACAGGCUGGGACAAUCUGAACCCACCUCACUACAACAUCAGAUGGAUGUUUAUGACGCCCGUCCUCUGUGUCUGGAAAACCCACCGCUAUCCUUGCCAAGACUUACAAGGGCCGGGGAUUCCCCAACAUUGAGGAUCAAGAGAACUGGCAUGGAAAGGCUUUGGGGGGGCGAUGGGGAGAAGAUUAUCAAGCAUCUGCAAUCCUUGAUAAAGAACCAGAACAUAACGUUGAAAGCAUCUCCCCCCGUGUCAGCUGCCCCGCAAGUGCAUAUCGCGGAUGUGACUCUUUCUUCCCCACCAGCCUACAAGAAGGGAGAGCUUGUUGCCACAAGACUCGCGUACGGAACUGGACUAAAAAAGAUCGCUGACACUAACCUCAGAGUCAUUGCCUUGGAUGGUGACACGAAGAACUCUACAUUCAGUGACAAGCUGAGAGCUGCCUACCCAGAAAGAUACAUCGAGUGCUUCAUAGCGGAGCAGACCUUAGUGGGUGUGGCGACGGGAGCCGCGUGUCGUGACCGCGCUGUUGUCUUCGCUUCUACGUUUGCCGCUUUCUUCACCAGAACUUUCGACCAGAUCCGUAUGGGCGCUAUCAGCCAGUCGAACAUUAACUUGGUUGGUUCCCACUGCGGUGUCAGUAUUGGAGAAGAUGGACCGUCUCAGAUGGGUCUUGAAGAUAUCGCUCUCUUCCGUGCUGUGCCAACUGCAACUGUCUUCUAUCCCAGUGACGCAGUAUCAACAGAGCGCAGCGUGGAGUUAGCUGCCAACACCCGCGGCAUCUGCUACAUCCGUACUUCACGACCCAACACCGCCAUUAUUUACGAUAAUGACACCGUUUUUAAGGUCGGUGAAGCCAAGAUUGUCCGUGAGUCCGCCAAGGACAGCAUUUUGCUGAUCGGUUCUGGGGUCACUUUGCAUGAAGCGCUCGCCGCCGCUGAUCAAUUGCAGCAGCAAGGCAUCAGCGCACGUGUGCUGGACCCGUUCACAGUAAAGCCCUUGGAUGAGGCCGCUGUAAGAGCUCACGCGCACGCUGUUGGUGGAAGAGUGCUAGUCGUUGAAGACCACUACCAGGCUGGUGGUCUCGGUGAGGCGGUGUUGUCCGCUUUGGCUCUGGAACGAUCAGUGGUCGUACAGCAUCUCUACGUAAAGGAAGUCCCACGAUCAGGUCCGCCCCAGGCUCUACUCGACAAAUAUGGAAUUUCAUCCAAAAACAUUGUCGUCGCAGCUGGCAAACUACUGGCUGUUUAA
This is a messenger RNA of Pieris macdunnoughi, 1791 nucleotides long. The record is from the annotation of a GenBank genome assembly. NCBI's taxonomy places the organism in Eukaryota, Metazoa, Arthropoda, Insecta, Lepidoptera, Pieridae.